This is a messenger RNA of Nilaparvata lugens (brown planthopper), 3876 nucleotides long. It is a transcript of the gene mmy, whose product is annotated as UDP-N-acetylhexosamine pyrophosphorylase-like. Gene Ontology annotation, biological process: UDP-N-acetylglucosamine biosynthetic process. Gene Ontology annotation, molecular function: UDP-N-acetylglucosamine diphosphorylase activity. The record is from RefSeq and is a predicted model, not a curated record. Bases 808 to 2277 code for a protein of 489 amino acids. The transcript has a single exon. NCBI's taxonomy places the organism in Eukaryota, Metazoa, Arthropoda, Insecta, Hemiptera, Delphacidae.
CUGCAAAUCAGCUGACACUUUCAGAAACAGAAAUGACAGAACGUCGUUCACGUUCACAACAUAAAUUAUUAUGAUGUGGCUCACUUUUUAAUUUCAUUUGCGGAAGUAUUUCGUCUUUCUUUUAUUCAAUUUAGAAUCAAGUGUCCACUUAUCAAUGAAAGUGCUUGAAUACCUAUUUAUACUUUGUUUCACAGUGACAAUUUCGCCAAAUUAGGCAAAGUUUAGCACCGGUGAGUUGCCAAUCUUGACGAUAGAGUAUCUGAAAAUUUUUAGCUGCAGUUUGAUUUAUAAAUGUGUAAAUUGAGUGAGAAUUAUUUGUUAAAUUGACAAAUAUAUUAUCUAGUAUUUCAAUAGCAGUUGAUUUAAACACUGCGAUAGCACGCAAAAAAGAAGUGUCUUGCAAAACAUAACCUUACACGGUAUAAAUUUAGUUCGUGUGAACGGUCAUGGCGUAUUUUCGAUAAAGUUUUCGUGAUUUGUGCUGUUGCUCAACUAGACCUGAGAAAUUACUUUGCAGUGAUGGGGAUUGGCCUACAGGACCUAAGCGCAGUUAAUUUUGUGCAACGAAUGACUUGUAGUAGGAGUGUUCCACGUCUGCCGCUACAUUACUAUCUUGAAGGCCAUGACUUUUCUUGAGCUGCAAACCUGUUUGUCGUCUGCAGCUGUUGUGUCAAAUCAAAACGCGGCCUCACAGUCGUCAGUCGGCAGUCUCACAACAGCUUUCACACUUGGUGCAGCUUUCUUCAACACUCGCCUAACAGCUGUUGGUUGGAGUCAGAAGAAAUCAGUUAGUUUUGUUUUUCAACGAUGUCAGACAUCAACGAAAUUAAAUCUCUGCUUUUAAAACACGAUCAGGCGCAUAUCCUGCGUUUUUGGGAUAGACUCAGUGAUCAUGAACGCGAGGAGCUGUGUCAAGAUGUUAGGGAAACAAACAUACCCGAAGUGUGUUCGUAUUUUAAACGUGCCAGCGACUCCAUGACUGACAGUCAGGAAAAAUUGGACGACAGAUUAAAGCCGAUACCUUCUCAUCUAUAUGGAGCUGUUUCAAGGACUUCUCCGGAACUUCUGGACUUGUACGAGCAAGAAGGUCUUGUCCAGAUCUCGGAAGGACGCGUCGGAGUUCUUCUCAUGGCUGGUGGACAAGGUACACGUCUAGGCUCAUCCAACCCCAAAGGUAUGUACGAUGUCGGUCUUCCGUCCCACAAAUCUCUUUAUCAAAUACAAGCUGAACGCAUCCGUCGACUCACUCGUCUAGCCAAAGAUACUACAGGCAAAGAGGGCCGCAUCACUUGGAUCAUUAUGACCAGUGAACACACUAUGGAGCCCACUCUCAACUUUUUUCAAAAACACAAGUACUUUGGACUGGACAAGAACGACGUGAUUUUAUUCGAGCAAGGUCUUUUGCCUUGUUUCACUUUUGAUGGUAAAAUUAUACUUGAUAAGCAGCACAAAAUCUCCAGGGCUCCCGAUGGAAAUGGAGGACUAUACCGGGCUCUCCGCGAUAGGAAAAUCAUGGACGAGAUUGAAAACCGGGGCAUCCAGUAUUUGCAUGCACAUAGUGUCGAUAACAUCCUAGUAAAAGUAGCCGAUCCUGUUUUUAUUGGUUAUUGCGUUAAGAAGGGCGCCGAUUGCGCUGCUAAAGUUGUACAAAAAUCGUCCCCAACUGAAGCAUUAGGUGUAGUUUGCAAUGUAGACGGCAAAUUCCAGGUGGUUGAGUACAGCGAAAUCACUCUAAAAACAGCCGAAAUGCGUAACAACGACGGAAGUCUGACUUUCAAAGCCGGCAACAUUUGUAAUCACUUUUUCACAGCCGAUUUUCUUAAAAAGAUAGCUAACAAACACGAGAAAGAACUUAAACUACAUGUUGCCAAAAAGAAGAUCCCCUACGUAGAUUCAGACGGUAACCUCUGUAUCCCCGAAAAACCCAACGGUAUUAAGAUGGAGAAAUUUGUUUUCGAUGUGUUCCCCUUCAGUAGCAAUCUUGUAGUGUGGGAAGUUAAUCGGGAAGAUGAGUUUAGUGCUCUGAAAAACGCCGACUCGGCCGGUAAAGAUUGCCCGUCGACCGCUAGAAAUGAUAUUUACUCGCUUCAUGAAAGAUUCAUUAGAGAAGCGGGAGGUGAUUUUAGUUGUAAUGAGUCUAUUGUUUGCGAAAUAUCGCCUCUGGCGUCCUACGCCGGAGAAGGCUUAGAGAAAGUGGUUGGAGGUCAGGUUUACAAGUCGCCGCUGCAUUUGAAGUCGGAAGAUGAAAACUGUAUCACAAAUGGUAACUCACACUGAUUAGUCUCGCAUCCCUACUCUAGAUAGGCCCAAAUUUGAAGAUUUAAGCACCAAAUUACAUAACUGUUGAAAAUAUGUAGAAAAAGCAAUAAUUAAUCACAUUAAAUUGAUACAAAAUUAAUUUUGUUGUAAAUUGAGGAAAUUGAAAGAAGUCGGUUCAUGAAAGAAACUGAGUUUACUACUUUAAAACGGUUUUGAAGAAUGAUUGUUCAAAUUUCUAUACAAAAGCUUGUUUAAUGUUUCAAUUUGUAUCUUAAUUUUAUAUUUAAAUAUUUGAAAAAAUAUUUUACUGAAAUAUAUGUAGGUUUUAUUAUAUGUUUUAUUCUUGUUACAUAGAAUUGAUAAAACAUCUAAAUUCCAGGAAAUUGUAUUUGUAAAUUGAGAUUAUCAUAUUGAUAAUAUAAUUUCUUUAUUAAAUUUUAUUAAACAAGUAGUAUUUGUUGAAAAUACAAUGGUAUAUGGGUCUAUUCCACAUUGUCAUUUUUUUAAUUAACAGAAAUGGAAUUCAAUCACUGCCGAUAAAAAUGUUUUUACUGAGUUAUCUGAUAAAAUAGAUGCAUUUUUAACAAAAUUAAAGAUUUUUUUAUUGUGGUAGCCUAUAUUAUUAAUUUUUUAAGCUGCUAUUUAUUAAAUGUUAUCUUUUAGACUAUAUUUUAUGUAUUAUUUAAGACCACUACUGAUUAUGAAUAUUGUUCUUACUUUCUUAAGAAAUGUUUUCAAAUCAAAACUUUUUCAAAUUCUUUGUAGUCCAAACAUCAUUUUGAGAUUUUCCUUUGUUACUGGUAUUAUUGAAAAACAUCAUUCAUUGUUAUUGAUUAGUAUAAUUAUAUAUUUUUUAUGCAUUCGAUUAUAAUCUUUACACUGUUUUAAAUUGAGAACAUUUGAAAAAUGUAUUAAAGUUGGUAAAUUUGUUAUCAAUAUUCCAAUUAUUUUCAAUCAACUUUGAAAAUACUCAAUAUUUUCCUGUACCUAAAUUUUGUUUGAAAUAAAUAUUUUCAAAUAUUCACGUUUCUUCACUAAUUGACUUGAUUAAAAUUAAUAGGACUAUACAAUAAUAUUUUUUCUUGAUUCUUGACUUUACAAUAAUAAUUAUAUUCAAUUCAUUUGGUUUUAGAAGUACUAUGCUGAGGACAGGUCUUUAGGACUUGGUCCUAAGUCUCAACUUGUGUACUAGAAUUCAAAAUUAAAUUGUAAUUGUUUCUUGACAUAAAUUUUCUAAAUUAGUGAUUUCUAUCCUAUCAAAGGCAAUAAUUUAUGAAUAGAUGAAUCCACAGAAUACAGACAGAUGGAUCAAUUCCAUAUUUAGUUGAUAUUUGAGAGGAGGCCUAUCUAGUUUUAUCAGUUUGAUCAUGAACUCUUUUAAGUAUUAAUUUUUAAGACUGUAUACCCAUUAUAAAUCAUACCUCAAUCUUUCUUGCUCUUUAGUUUAUGUUCUGAUGUGCAUUACAGAUACAUUUUUUGCAAUUGAAUAAAAAUUACUGCAGAGUAGAGUAGAUAAAUAUUAUAGAAACCUAGUUUCAUACGAUAUUAUUGAUAGCAAUUCUAAGUAAAAUACAUUUUUAAUUCGUCAUUCAAUUCGAUUUUUAUGCAGAACAAUUU